This is a messenger RNA of Lodderomyces orthopsilosis Co 90-125, 672 nucleotides long. RefSeq lists its product as uncharacterized. The transcript has a single exon. Lineage: Eukaryota; Fungi; Ascomycota; Pichiomycetes; Serinales; Debaryomycetaceae. The record is from RefSeq and is a predicted model, not a curated record. The coding region runs from base 1 to 672 and encodes 223 amino acids.
AUGCAAUUAAAACAAUAUUCUGUUGAUACACCACGCCAAACAUUACUUGCAGACGCUCAACAAAUAUUGAAGUCAAUUCCCAAUUGGAAUGUUGGUAAGACGCAUUAUGAACAUACUAAUCAUGCUACCAAGAUAACUCAUGAUACAAUUGAUGGUGAUUAUUGGUGUGCUAGACACAGUGUGUUAAAAGAUCUUCCAAUCGACAAAUUCAAAUCAGCAAUUAUUGGUACUACUGAAAUUGGUUUUACUCAUUCAGACCAUGAACUUCACUAUGUUCAUGAAAUUGAGCUGAUGGAAGUUCGUAACACCAAGAAAUAUGAAGAUAAUGGAUGGAGUUAUACUAUUCAUGCUAUCUAUGACUUUGGAUUUCCGUUGAACAAAAGACUGUUUAAUGAAUUGGUGCAUGUAUUUGUUUCCAAUGAUGAGGCAUUGGUUGUUAGUGUUCCAAUUGAAGGAGAAAUUGAGGGUGUUUUGGGUAGUUAUGUAUCUGUUGAAGAAAUCAAGUGGGGUAAUGGAGACAGUGUUGAAUGGACAGUUGCUACUACAUCAAAACCAGGAGGAAUUGUCCCUGAUUGGGUUACCAGAUUAAGUAUUGGUGGCGCAAUUGCUAAAGAUGUUCCUAAUGUUCUUGAAUACAUUGAGAGCAAGAAAUUUUUAGUUCAUGUUGGUUAG